UAAACAUAAGCCUAAAAAAGACACUAGGGUUUUCUACUUUUCUUAACAUCACUUUCUUUUCUUCUGCGCAGCUUUCUUAGUUUCUUUAGCCUUCCACAGUUCCACUGAGUCGAGUGAAGAAGAAGCACAAUAAGUCAAAACCUGGAACAUCCAUGGAGGAUGAUGAUCAUAGUACACCUAAAGCUAGUUUAGAGGUGAAUGAACCUGAAGAUGAAGAACUUGAACAGAAAAAACCGAGGCAGUUAAAAUCGAAUGUUUGGAUUUAUUUCAAGAAGACUGGUAGAGAUAAAGAUGGAGUGGAAAGGGCAAUAUGUAGAGGUUGUAAAGAUCCAUAUCGGGUUGGUUCUACUCCAGGACCCAAAGGUAAGAACUAUGGAACAUCACAUUUAAAACGUCAUUUAAUUAGAUGUAAAAAACUGAAAUACCACAGUUUGGGUCAAAUGUUUAUGGAUAAACAAGGUAAAAUACAGUCUAGAAAAAUAGACCAAUUGGUUUCACGUGAAAUGCUUGCUGAAGCUAUCAUUAAGCAUGAUUUGCCGUAUUCUUUUGUUGAAUAUGAUGGAAUUAGAGCUUGGGAAAAUUAUGCAAGUCCAAAAUUAAUAAUGCCAUCUAGGAACACUUCUGUUGUGGAUGUCCAAAAAGUGUAUUUCAAAGAGAAGGAAAAGUUAAGACAAGUCUUAGCUAAGAUUCCGAAUCGAGUUUGCUUAACUUCUGAUUGCUGGACAGCAGGUACUUCUGAGGGGUAUCUUUGUUUAACUGCUUCAUAUGUUGAUGACAAUUGGAAGUUAGUUAGUAAGAUUUUGAAUUUUUGUCGUAUGAUUCCUCCUCACACGGGAGUAGAAUUGGCUGCAACUAUAUAUGAUUGUUUGAAAGAGUGGGGCAUUGAUAAGAAGGUGUUCUCUAUCACUUUGGAUAAUGCGACUAAUAAUGAUAGCAUGCAAAAUAUUUUAAAAGGGCAUCUUAGUUUGCAACAGAGUUUAUUAUGUGAUGGUGAGUACUUUCAUGUGCGUUGUUCUGCCCAUAUUCUGAAUUUAAUUGUUCAAGAGGGUUUGAAAGCAGCUAAUGAUGCUUUGUUUAGAGUUAGAGAAAGUGUGAAGUACGUCAAAGGAUCAGAUGCUAGAAUGAGAAAGUUUGAGCAAUGUGUUAAGCAAGUGGGAAUUAAUACAAAUUUGGGUUUACGUUUAGACGUGGCUACCAGAUGGAACUCAACAUACUUGAUGCUUGAGAGUGCACUACAGUAUGAAAAAGCUUUUUCCAGUCUACAGUUGGUUGAUAGAAAUUACACUCAUUGUCCUACAUCUGAUCAUUGGAGAAGGGCAGAAAAAAUAUGUGAAUUCUUGGAACCUUUUCAUGAAAUAACCAACUUGAUUUCUGGUUCAAGUUAUCCGACCUCCAACUUGUACUUUAUGCAAGUUUGGAAAAUUGAAUGCAUGCUGAUGGAGAAGGCACAGAAUCUAGAUGGAGUUAUUAAGGAAAUGGCUUCAAGAAUGUCCAAGAAGUUUGAUAAAUAUUGGAGUAAAUAUAGUGUAGUGCUUGCCUUUGGAGCAAUCCUUGAUCCUCGCUUCAAGUUGCAACUUUUAAGGUAUUGCUACUCUAAGGUAGAUGAUGCUUCUGCACAAGAGAAGGUUGAAACUAUGAAAAAACAAAUUGUACAAGCUCUAUGAAUAUUAUGCAAAUAGUCAAAUUGGAGCAACUACUUCUACUAUUUUGAGUAAACCAACUCAAGAAAGAAGCCGAUCCAAACAAAAGGAAUCCAGAUUAUUUGAUGAAUUUAAAAUGUUCGAGAGUGAAUCUUUUUGCAAUGCUGGAAAGUCAGAAUUGGACCUUUAUUUGGAGGAACAGAAGCUGGAUUAUGAGAAGUUUCAUGGGAUGGAUGUUAUUAAGUAUUGGAAGGAAAAUGAAAGGAAAUAUCCCGACCUUUCAGUGAUGGCACGUGAUGUACUCAGUGUUCCAAUUACUACUGUAGCAUCAGAAUCAGCGUUUAGUAUUGGUGGUCGUGUUGUUACCAAGUACAGAAGUUGUAUCCAUCAUGAGAAUGUCCAAACUCUUGUUACUACAAGAAAUUGGUUGCAUGGAUUUACUUGGCCUAAUGUUGAUGAAGAUGAAGCUGUUAAGGAAACGAUACCUCAUGUUGAUUCAAAUGUGCUCGAUGGUUCUGGUCCUUCUGGAUAUGUUACAGCUGCAAGUUGAAAUGAAGUUGUUAAGCUUUAAUUGACUAGUUUUUUUAAUUUUAACUCGUCAGGAUUUUAUUUUUGUGACUGGGCAGAAUUCUAGUGCAAGAUUUGUAUGUUUUUUGGAUUAUCAAACUGUAGAAGUUUGGCUUGCUAAAUGUUGACCAGUUAGUUACUAUGUUUCUGCUCAUUCUUUUGCUUGAUGUUAAUUACUAUUAUCUUAUAUAAUACACUUGUUAUUAAACUGAAGACCUAUAAUGGUUGGUGAUUUUCCAGU
Messenger RNA from Lycium barbarum (goji berry), 2448 nucleotides. RefSeq names its product zinc finger BED domain-containing protein RICESLEEPER 2-like. NCBI's taxonomy places the organism in Eukaryota, Viridiplantae, Streptophyta, Magnoliopsida, Solanales, Solanaceae. The transcript is spliced from 4 exons. Gene Ontology annotation, molecular function: DNA binding. The record is from RefSeq and is a predicted model, not a curated record. The coding region runs from base 153 to 1664 and encodes 503 amino acids.